Fusarium sp. VM40 is the source of this 2004-nucleotide messenger RNA. The record is from the annotation of a GenBank genome assembly. Lineage: Eukaryota; Fungi; Ascomycota; Sordariomycetes; Hypocreales; Nectriaceae.
AUGCAGCUCCCCCCAAUCGACAUCAUCCAUCAUGAGCCCAUCACUCUCAGUGAUGGGACCAUCCUAUCAGCCAUGAUCUGGCUCCCCAAAACCGCAAAUUCAGAACCUGUCCCAGCAAUUCUUGAAUACCUCCCAUACCGUAAACGGGACGGUACAGCAGUGAGAGACGCCAUGAAUCACCCGUACGUGGCAGCACACGGCUACGCUUGCGUGCGCGUCGACAUGCGCGGGACAGGUGAAUCUCAGGGUAUCCUGGGUGGCGAGUAUCUACCGCAGGAGCAAGAUGAUGCUCUGGAGAUUCUGAAAUGGAUCGCUGCUCAGGACUGGUGCACGGGGUCGAUAGGCAUGAUUGGUAUUUCGUGGGGCGGUUUCAACGGAUUGCAGAUUGCGGCUCGUCGUCCGCCUGAGCUCAAGGCUGUUAUCUCGAUGUGUUCGACUGAUAUGCGCUAUGACGACGAUAUCCACUACAUGGGCGGCUGCAUUUUGACAGAGAACUUUACCUGGGCUGCGUCUAUGCUCGCUAUUAACUCAUCCCCUCCAGAUCCAGCUUUGGUCGGUGACAAGUGGCGUGAUCUCUGGUUGGGGCGCCUCAACUCAGAGUCAGGAGGGUUUUACGCCAAAGAAUGGCAUCAGCAUCAGCGCCGCGACGACUUCUGGAAACAUGCAUCCAUCGGCGAGGACUACAAUUCCAUUCAGUGUCCCGUAUACCUGGUAGGUGGAUGGAUGGACCCUUACACCAACACGAUCUUUAGAAUGCUGGAGAACUUAAAAGUGCCCCGAAAAGGCCUCGUUGGUCCGUGGGGCCACAAGUACCCUAACUUUGGCUACCCAGGGCCACAGAUUGGGUUUCUGCAGGAGUCGAUCAGGUGGUGGGAUAAGUGGCUGAAGGGUACUGAGACGGGCAUCAUGCACGAGCCUAUGCUGCGCUGCUAUCUCCAGGACACAACCCCCCCUGCACCAUACGUUGAAUCCCGUCCAGGUCGUUGGGUCGCAGAGGAUAACUGGUCUGACUCAAAACCCUCUCGGAAACGCCUGGGUCUUGCUCCUGGACAGCUAACAUCCGGCCACUCAACCGAGGACAAGCUUGAUAUUUGUUCCCCCCAGACUGUAGGGUUUGCGGGGGGUAGGUGGUUGAUCUUUGGCGUUGAGGGCGAAGGGCCAGGAGACCAACGUCUUGAAGCCGGCGGUAGUCUCUUGUUUGACUCGCACUCCCUCACCGAACCGUUAGAUUUUCUUGGCGCUUCGGUUGUGAAGCUGAGGAUUGCGAGCAACAAGCCAAAUGCUCUAGUAGCAGCAACCUUGUCCGAAGUGUUACCCAGCGGCGCAGUAACCAAGGUCUCCCACGGCGUGCUUAACCUGACUCACCGUCAUGGCCACGAAGAUGUGCGACCGUUAAAGCCUGACCAAUUCUACGACGUUACUCUCAAACUGAACCACUUUGGACAGCGAAUCGGCACUGGGAGUCGUCUUCGCCUGGCACUGUCGUCCACUUACUUCCCCCUAGUCUGGCCAUCUCCCGAAAUAACCACACUUACUAUCGACUGCGCCCACAGCAGCCUGGACCUACCAGAGCGUAGCGACAACCCACAGGAUUCACACCUCAAGCCCUUCCGGCCAGCCGUCAACGGCUCCCUCGCACAGAAGGAACUGCGCCCUGCCAAGCACAGAAAUUUCGUCACCCAAGACUGGGACACAAACGAGACAGCCCUUUGUGUAGACUGGGACGAUGGGAUGUGGGAAGUGGACGAGACGGGCUGGCGGUAUGGCUGGUGGAAUGGGCUGAAAGCAAGUGUACAUCCAGAUGAUCCGUUGUCCGCGCAAGUAGAGCAGGGUUUCGAAAGGGAUUUUGAGCGAGGGGGUUUGGUGCUCAAGACUAAGGGCUGGACGAAGAUGAAGAUGACGGCGACUGAUAUGGUUAUUACGGCUCGUCUUGAUGCUUAUGAGCAGGGUGAGGCUAUCUUUGGACGUGACUUUUCCAUUACGGUUCCUCGGGAUCAUGUUUAA